Messenger RNA from Cryptomeria japonica (Japanese cedar), 2672 nucleotides. Its product is annotated as probable ferric reduction oxidase 1. Gene Ontology annotation, molecular function: oxidoreductase activity. The record is from RefSeq and is a predicted model, not a curated record. The coding region runs from base 149 to 2404 and encodes 751 amino acids. Lineage: Eukaryota; Viridiplantae; Streptophyta; Pinopsida; Cupressales; Cupressaceae. Gene Ontology annotation, cellular component: plasma membrane. The transcript has 9 exons.
AUUCACCUCACUGUUUUCCACUAAAAACACAAGAAAAUCCAAUCAAAAGUCACAUAAAAUGCCAAAACAGCAUUCAAUCUGUGAACGCAGUUAACCAUUAAAUGUAUCUUUGAGUAACUCUUCACACUGCAUACGGAGAAGGGGAUAUAUGCACGACACAUGCCAUAUCCAGAGGUCAACAAGGUCACCUCUCCACUAUAUUUGGAGAUUAGAUUUGAAGAUGAAUAUGGCAGCAUCUAGGACCACCCAAAGGCCUGGUUUCAUUGCCCAGUUGCUGAGAUUGGCCAUUUCAAUACUUUUUGCUGGAUGGAUUGCUCUCUGGUUUCUGAGCCCAUUGAAGGCUUGGGAGAAUCCUUGGAUGACUCUGAUAGAAAAAACAACCACCUCUGCUUUUGGUGUUGCUGGUCCCGUCAACCUUCUGUUUUCAGCUCCUAUAUUUCUGAUAGUUAUUUUGGGGUGUAUCUAUCUCCACAUUUCCCGAAACCAGCAAAUCACCAAGUCAAAAGUCAGGAAAAGGACAGUUAAUCUAUGGACAUAUCCAAUCUUCAUAGGGGGGCCUCUUGGAACUGUUACUGCUGGAGAAAUCCUCAUUCUUCUUAUUUUUCUAGGCUUAGUGAUAUGGACCUUAUCAUUCUAUAUUGUCAAUGGCCUAGCUGGAGUUAACCAUAUGACAUUAAAACCAGGAGUCAAACUGUGGCAAAGAAAAUUAGGCAUCACUGCAGGUUAUCUUGGCACAGUUGGAGCUUUAUGUUUGGCUUUCCUCUUCUUCCCAAUUACUCGUGGAUCUGUCUUGUUGCAACUGCUCAACGUUUCCUUUGAAAUUUCAGUUAAGUAUCACAUUUGGAUAGCUAACGUGGCGAUGGCACUCCUUACAGCUCAUGGCAUGGGCUAUCUAGUGAUAUGGCAGAGCAAGCAUAACCUUCAAGAAAAGAUGUCAACUUGGACGAGAAUAGGAAAUUCACAUAUAGCAGGAGAGAUUUCUCUGUUGGCAGGCCUGAUAAUUUGGUUGACCUCUAUAAAACCUAUUCGACAGCGCUUCUUCGAAGUAUUCUAUUAUACUCACCACUUGUAUAUAGUAUUCAUUGUCUUCUUUGCCCUACACGUUGGAGAUGAUGUGUUCUCGCUUACACUCCCUGGAAUUUUCCUGUUUCUCCUGGAUCGUUAUCUUCGUCUUCUUCAAUCACAAAGAACUGUACAUGUCAUAUCUGCUAGAAAACUGCCUUCAAACAUAGUACAACUGGUUAUUGCAAAGCAUCCAAGUCUUGUGUACAAACCUAUGAGUAUCAUUCUUUUGAAGCUUCCAUUCAUAUCACAAUUGGAAUGGCACCCUUUCAGCAUUGUUUCUACAUCAAGCGUUGCCUCUGACAGAUUAUCUAUUUUAAUCAAGUGUCAACAAGGCUGGACGAAAAAGCUUGACAACUUCAUGGACGCUCUAAGCUCUAUGGAGAGUCCUUUGCAUUUGCUAGCAGCAGAUGCAGCUGUUGAAGGUCCUUAUGGUCCACCUUCCAUGGACUUUCUAAGGUAUGAUGCAUUGAUACUUAUUGGUGGAGGAAGUGGAAUAGCCCCACUAAUGAGCAUUUUAUCAGAAACAUUGCACCAGCAUGAUAUCAAAGAAGGAAACCAUGUUCCCAGGGAAGUCCUACUAAUAUGGUCAGUCAAAAGUACAGAGGAAUUGUGCAUCUUAAAUCUUGUAUCUCCCUCAAUGAUAUGUCCAAGUUAUUCUGAGGUCUUACAAUUAGACGUACAGGCAUAUGUCACACAGACAGAAGCUCUGGACGUUGAGAUGGCCAAAUUGGAAACAGAGCGGAUGGAACUACCCACUGAAACUUUCUUUAUGAAGGAGCCAAGUCCACCUGGAGGUUGUCUGCAUUCUAUAACAAGCACAAACAAUACUUUAUGGCAGGCAGCAAUAGUUGUUUCUGCAUUUGCAGGAUAUCUCUUGAUGACAGCCUUACUAAAUCAGUUCUAUAUAUACCCAUUAGAUCACAACUCUUAUGAAGAGUACCCGACGUGGGCCAGAGGAUUUCUGACCCUGGCUUGCAUGUGUGUGGGUAUUGUGAUCUUUGGAGGCUUAGUUUAUGUGAUUUGGGUCGUAAUGAAAACUACUGCAGUCAAUGAGUCUAGAGAAAAAAUAUAUGAGAUGGAGGAUGCUCACAAUGUUCAGGAGCAGGAGGAGGACACCCUUUUAGCUAGAUCUAAUAUUCAUUAUGGACAACGGCCUGAUCUUCAAGAUAUAAUUGGAAAAUUUGCAAUGAAAAUGGAUGGGAAGAAAAUAGGCGUCAUAGCGUGUGGACCAGAAAGCAUGCAGCACAGUGUAGGAACAGCUUGCAGGCGGUUCAGCUCCUUACUGGGUCUCAGAUCCUCUGUUGCAUUGGAUUAUCACUCUAUCAGUUACAAUUUCUAAUCAGCUUCUCUGUAAAAUUCUGGUUAAGAGAUAGUAGAAACAUAGGCUUUUGUUCACAACAAGAGCUUGUAUUAUUAAUCUUCAGAAUCCCUCUUAAACUGUUUAAUAAGUCGUGAUAUAUAGUUUUGUCAUGUCACAUUGAUCUAUUGUCUUACAAAAUUGUGUGAAUAUACGAAUAAACGGACAGGGAUUCUGUAUUUAGAAAAUAAUUACAUAUGAAUAAACGGACAGGGAUUCUGUAUUUAGAAAAUAAUUACAUCACUGUACU